UGGCCCAAACAAAACUUCAGUGCCUUCUCCACUGAGAACCCCGAGACCCGGCCAGUCCCCUCGCUGCCGACGCCACACAAACACCUUUUCCCCCUCAUGUUCACCGCCGGUGCGGACGGCAACGGCCACCUGCCGCGUCCGCGCAGGUCGCGGCGCGGCGGAGUAGGCCACGCAGGCGUCAUGGGGUCUCCACAGGGACAGGUGGCUCUGGGGGCUCAUCCGCACCCGGCCGCCCCGCCGUGCACCGACUACGACGUGGCCUACUUCAAGGCCUACUCACACAUUGGCGUCCACGAGGAGAUGCUCAAGGAUCAUGUGAGAACUAGUACUUACAGAAAUGCCAUAAUGCAUCACAAAGAUCUUAUUUCAGGCAAGGUAGUUUUGGAUGUGGGUUGCGGCACUGGUGUCCUUUCGAUAUUUUGUGCUUUUGCUGGUGCCACUCGUGUUUAUGCAGUUGAUGCAAGUGAUAUUGCAUUGCAGGCUAUGGAGAUUGUAAGAGAGAAUGAGCUAUCUGACAAAGUUGUGGUUUUGCACGGCCGAAUUGAGGAUGUCAAUAUCGAAGAAAAAGUUGAUGUCAUCAUAUCUGAAUGGAUGGGAUACAUGCUUCUGUAUGAGAGUAUGCUGGGAAGCAUAAUUUUUGCUAGGGAUAAAUGGCUUAAGCCAGGAGGUCUUAUUCUUCCAUCGCAUGCAUCGCUUUACAUGGCACCUGUCACAAAUUCUCAGAGAUACCAUGAUAGUAUUUACUUCUGGCGAGAUGUAUAUGGCAUAAAAAUGUCCUCUAUGAUGCCUCUUGCAAAACAAUGUGCGUUUAUGGAGCCAUCAGUUGAGACAAUUAGUGGAGAGAAUGUCUUGACAUGGCCAACAGUGGUUGCACAGGUGGAUUGUUAUACCAUACAAGCUCAGGAGCUUGAAACCAUCACUGCUGCAUUUAAAUUUACGUCAAUGUUGCAAGCUCCAUUGCAUGGUUUUGCAUUUUGGUUCGAUGUUGAGUUCAAUGGACCAGUACGCCAGAAAUCCAAGAAGCAACCUAGUCAAUCAUUGGAUGGGAACACCCAAAAUGCCAGCCCAAGCAGUAAGAAGAAAAAACCAGAUGUCUCUAUUGUUCUUUCAACUGCACCAGAGGAUGCCCCUACUCAUUGGCAGCAGACCCUAUUGUACUUGUUUGAACCUAUUGAACUAAACAAAGAUCAGAUCAUAGAAGGUUCUGUUACCAUCUCCCAGAGCCAGCAACAUGCCCGCUUCCUUAACAUCUGCCUGAAAUACUUUACUGGUGACCAAUGGUAUGUCAAAGAAUCUGUGAUGCGAUAAUCUGGGGGAAAUUGAAACAGAGUAACCUUCUAUCUGAAUAGGCUCAAAUCUGUUGUGUAUGACGGACAACCUUGCUGCUGGUCAUUGCGGUUUAGGAGCAUUCUGACUGCACUGGGUUGUCGUGGUGGCAAAUUGAUCCAAAAAUGGAGUGCCAUUUCGAGUGAUGCUUGAUCAAAAUGGUAGUGGGCCUCGACAAGUAAUAUGUGAAUCUUUGGCUCCAAACUCAAUUCUACGAACAAAACAUAAGAGUAGGAGAACUACACUUGACCAGAGUAGCACAUUUAUCUUUUUUUUUUUCAUUCUUUUGACCAGGUACUAGUUCUGAGCUCAGUUGCUGGUACUUUAUUUUUCAAUAAUGGACUGCCCAUUCUUUGUAACGCUUCUGCGGCGUUUAGUGCAGCAUAGACGGUAUGAUUCUCCAAAUGGCAGCAUGGAAUUUUUACAAGUGUAGUUUUCCAAUGAGUAAUAUGCAUGAAUGGCAAUGGUGCUUGUCAGUUUGUUUCAA
Molecule: messenger RNA, 1813 nt
Organism: Sorghum bicolor (sorghum)
Lineage: Eukaryota; Viridiplantae; Streptophyta; Magnoliopsida; Poales; Poaceae
Product: probable protein arginine N-methyltransferase 6.2
Exons: 13
Coding region: 97-1308 (403 amino acids)
Biological process (GO): peptidyl-arginine methylation
Molecular function (GO): protein-arginine N-methyltransferase activity
Source: RefSeq, a predicted model, not a curated record